CUUCCACGCGGCCCGGGCGCGGGCUGCGCGGGCUUCCCGGGGCGGGGACCGGGGAGAGAAGGCGAGGGGGUGCGUGGCACAGUACAGGGGGUCUGAGGAGACACGACCGCAGGAAGAUGGAGGAAAUGAGAGGGAAACGUUCUGCAGGUCAUGGCUAGAUAGGUGAUGAAGCGACCAUUAACAGGACCGCUUUUUUUUUUUUUUUAACGUUUUUUAAUUUUAUGUAUACUGGUGUUUGACUGCGUGUAGAGGCUUACGUGAGGGCGUUGGAUCCUCUGGAACAGGAGUUACAGACGGUUGUGAGCUGCCAUGUGGGUGUCAGGGAAUUGAACCCAGGUCCAUUUGGACGAGCAGUCUGUGCUCUUAACCCCGACAGGCCCGCUUUUAAGAUAAUUCACACAAGUGGUAAUGUGCAUUGGAGUUACGGCUUUAGGAGUAGGGUGGCAAGGAAGAACCAGCUUGUCUGAAUUUGACCUUUGUCACCGUCAAACUGUAGUAACUGUCCCACCCAAGGGCGUGGGCUGAGCCUCUGGUCCCAACUACCUGGAUUUCUCCUUACACUCUAGGGAGAGUGUGCUUUUUCUUCUCUCUCUCUCUUUUUUUUCUUUUUCAAUAUUUAGGUAUUUUAAUGUCUGAGUGCUCUGUCUUCAUGUAUAACUGCACAGCAGUAGACAACAGCAGAUCCCAGUAUAGAUGGUUGUGAGCCACCAUGUGGAUGCUGGGAAUUGAACUCCGGACUCCUGGAGCAGACAGUGCUCUUAAACGCUGAGACAUCUGUCCAGCCCCGGGAGUAUGCUUUUAUCAAUAUGCAGCAUUACCUGACCUCGCUGAAAAAGGAAUCUUCCCACAGCCCAUUAAUUCAUUUAACAAGUUUGUAUUUGUAUAAUAAAUAUAUUUGGGACAGGCUCUGAAGAAAGAAGAGAUGUCUCAGGAUUGUGGAGUUUUUGUUUUUAAGAUAGUGUAGGGCCACAUGCCUUUAACCCCAGCACUAGGAGGUCGAAUUCCAGGACAGCCAGUGGCUACAUAGAGAAACCCUAUUUCAAAAAAAAAAACAAAAAGAUAGAGUCUUAUAUAGCACAGGCUGCCCUCAAACUUCUCUUAAAAAGAAAACAAGGGGUGGGCGUCUGGAGAGGUGGCUCAGUGGUUAAGAGCACUGCCUGCUCUUCCAGAAGACCCGGGUUCAAUUCCCAGCACCCACAUGGCAGCUCCACCGAUUCCAAAGGAUCUGACACCUUCAUACUAAUGCACACAAAAUAGAAUUAAAUAAAUUAUUAUUAUUUUUUAAAGGGUGGUGGACAGGGUAGUGCAUGCAUUCCGGAGGCAGAGGCCUCUUGAGUUUGAGGCCAGCCUGGUCUACAGAGCCAGUUUCUGGGCAGCUUUAGCUACAUAGAGAAACUGUCUCAAAAAACCAAAAGAAAAGAAAAGCCUUCAAUCUCCGUAUCUGGAGUGCUGGGUUACAGGCUACAGUGGCCUCAAACUCAGUCUUUAGCUGAAGAUGACCUUGAACUCCUGAACCUGGCUUCAGCUCCUAAAUGCUGGGAUUACAGUUGUAAACUUGGAAGCAAUGACCACGUGUUGCUUUCUUCUUCAGAACAGGCUGCAGGAGGGAUUGUGAAAGGUCACUUGAUGAAGUCAAGGUGCUCGGGGAGACUUUAAAACCGGUUUGGUGGGACUGCAGCCAAGCAGAAGGUGAGAUCAAGUUGCUUACCUCCUCGAGCUUCUGCUUGAAGCUCCCUGCCUCCUGGAGCCAUCCCGUUGAGUCCGGUCCAGCACCUCCUGGAGCUGAGCAAAUAGUUAUUAUGAAGGCGCUACGAACAUCUGUAAGGAGUCAUAAAAAGCAACCAGCCAACCACAAAAGAAGGGGAAAAUCUGCCAGUGGCAGCAGCCAAGCCAAGCCUUCUGCCCCUGAUGGCCUGGCCAAGCAGAAGGGAAAAGAAUUACUGCAGGCCUCUGUCUCCCCGUAUCAUCUCUUCAGAGACAUGGCCGACGUCGUGACUUUCCGAAGGAACUUGCUCAGCUGGUAUGACCAAGAGAAGCGAGACCUACCUUGGAGAAGAUGGGUAGAGGAGGAGGCCAACUUGGACAGGCGGGCCUACGCUGUGUGGGUGUCAGAGGUUAUGCUGCAGCAGACCCAAGUUGCCACGGUGAUUGACUAUUAUACCCGAUGGAUGCAGAAGUGGCCAACACUCCAAGACCUGGCCAGUGCUUCCCUGGAGGAGGUGAACCAGCUUUGGUCUGGCCUGGGCUACUAUUCUCGAGGCCGUCGGCUACAAGAGGGAGCUAGGAAGGUGGUAGAGGAGCUGGGUGGCCAUAUGCCACAUACAGCAGAAACGCUUCAGCAGCUCCUGCCUGGCGUGGGGCGGUACACGGCCGGAGCCAUUGCUUCCAUUGCUUUUGGCCAGGUAACUGGUGUGGUGGAUGGGAAUGUUUUACGGGUGCUGUGCCGUGUCCGCGCCAUCGGUGCAGAUCCCACGAGCACCUUUGUCUCUCAUCACCUCUGGAACCUAGCUCAGCAGCUAGUGGAUCCUGUUCGGCCUGGGGACUUCAAUCAAGCAGCCAUGGAGCUGGGGGCCACAGUGUGUACCCCACAGCGCCCUCUCUGCAGCCAUUGCCCUGUGCAGAGCUUAUGCCAGGCACACCAGAGGGUGGAGCGGGAACAGCUCUCAGCUUCUCCAGGCAGUCCUGACAUAGAAGAGUGUGCUCUCAACACUAGACAGUGCCAGCUUUGCCUCCCUCCCACAAAGCCCUGGGACCCCACCCUGGGAGUGGCCAACUUUCCUCAAAAGGCCAACCGAAGGCCUCCCAGGGAGGAGUACUCUGCCACCUGUGUUCUGGAGCAGCUGAGAGCCAAUGGGGGUCCCCUAAUCCUGCUGGUGCAAAGACCGAAGUCAGGUCUGCUGGCAGGACUGUGGGAGUUUCCAUCUGUCGCCCUGGAGCCCUCGGAGCAGCGUCAGCAGAAGGCCCUUCUGCAGGAACUGCAGAGCUGGUCUGGACCCCUCCCCGCCACUCAGCUCCAGCACCUGGGGGAGGUGGUCCACAUCUUCUCUCACAUCAAACUGACCUAUCAAGUGUACACUCUGGCCCUAGAAGGACGGACCCCAGUGACCACUGCACCUCCUGGCGCUCGAUGGUUGACCCGGGAAGAAUUCCACAACGCUGCUGUCUCUACUGCCAUGAAAAAGGUCUUCCGAGUAUAUGAGGACCACCGGCAAGGGACCUGCAGGGGUUCUAAAAGGUCACAGGUGUCUCCUCCAUCACGAAGGAAAAAACUGAGCCGGGGCCAGCAAGUCUUGGAUAGCUUCUUACAGCCUCAUAUCCGCACAGACACACCCGAAAAUACUGCCCAGUGAUACCCUGGGAUUCCCACCCCAAACCCAGUCUAAUAAAAUGCUUGUUUUUGUA
This is a messenger RNA of Meriones unguiculatus (Mongolian gerbil), 3402 nucleotides long. It is a transcript of the gene Mutyh, whose product is annotated as mutY DNA glycosylase. Gene Ontology annotation, cellular component: nucleus. The transcript has 18 exons. Gene Ontology annotation, biological process: mismatch repair; base-excision repair. The coding region runs from base 1800 to 3350 and encodes 516 amino acids. The record is from RefSeq and is a predicted model, not a curated record. NCBI's taxonomy places the organism in Eukaryota, Metazoa, Chordata, Mammalia, Rodentia, Muridae. Gene Ontology annotation, molecular function: purine-specific mismatch base pair DNA N-glycosylase activity; adenine/guanine mispair binding; 8-oxo-7,8-dihydroguanine DNA N-glycosylase activity.